AUGCCUAACCUGCCCAGGACCAAUUUCAGCUUUACAACCUUUUUGUUGACUGGCUUCCCAGGCCUGGAAUGGGCUCACUGCUGGAUCUCUCUGCCCAUCUUUGCAGGCUAUCUAGUGGCUGUCCUGGGCAACAUCACCAUCCUCUACCUGGUGCGCACUGAGAACUCCCUGCAUCAGCCCAUGUACUACUUCCUGGCGAUUCUGGCAGUGACAGACCUGGGUCUAUGCAUGUCGACUCUGCCCACAAUGUUGGGUGUGCUGUGGUUUGAUGCACGGGUCAUUGGGCUGGUGUCCUGUAUUCUCCAGCAGCAUUUCCUCCACUCUUUCUCCUUCAUGGAAUCUGCUGUGCUCUUUGCCAUGUCCCUGGACCGCCUGGUGGCCAUUCGCUUCCCACUGCACUAUGCCACUAUUCUCUCUGGGCCCCGUGUAGCGCUGGCUGGGGCAGUACUGGGUUUGAGGAGUGCUGCUAUCACAGCAGCACCCUCAGUCCACUUGUUCACUUUCCAAUACUGCCAUCCUGGGGCCCUCUCUCAUGCUUACUGCUUACAUCAGGACAUGAUCCGUCUGGCCUGCUCUGACACACACUUCAAUAGCAUCUAUGGGCUGUGCAUUAUCAUGCUGGCCAUGGGCUCUGAUGUUCUCUUCAUCCUGAUUUCCUAUGCCAUUAUCCUUCGCACUGUGCUCUCCAUUGCCUCUGCCAGGGAGAGACUCAAAGCCCUCAACACAUGUGUGUCCCACAUUCUUGCUGUGCUGUGUUUCUAUGUACCUGUGCUUGGCUUGUCCAUCGUUCAUCGCUUUGGGCGCCAUGCUUCUCCUGUUGUACAUGUGCUUAUGGGCACAGUCUCAGUCCUCUUCCCACCGCUGAUGAACCCUGUGAUCUAUAGUGUCAAGACACAGCAAAUCCGACGAGCCAUCCUCAAAGUAGUCUCUUUGGGAAAGCUCUAG
Messenger RNA from Trichosurus vulpecula (common brushtail), 945 nucleotides. RefSeq names its product olfactory receptor 51L1-like. The record is from RefSeq and is a predicted model, not a curated record. The transcript has a single exon. Gene Ontology annotation, cellular component: membrane. Bases 1 to 945 code for a protein of 314 amino acids. Gene Ontology annotation, biological process: G protein-coupled receptor signaling pathway. Gene Ontology annotation, molecular function: olfactory receptor activity; G protein-coupled receptor activity. Lineage: Eukaryota; Metazoa; Chordata; Mammalia; Diprotodontia; Phalangeridae.